Messenger RNA from Strongyloides ratti, 1620 nucleotides. RefSeq names its product Angiopoietin-related protein 5. Gene Ontology annotation, molecular function: protein binding. The transcript has 3 exons. The record is from RefSeq and is a predicted model, not a curated record. Lineage: Eukaryota; Metazoa; Nematoda; Chromadorea; Rhabditida; Strongyloididae. The coding region runs from base 1 to 1620 and encodes 539 amino acids.
AUGAACAUAGCCUGGAGGUUUAGAAUAAAAAUAUUUUUAAUAUCUUUUAUAUUGAUAAUCAUUUCAAGGUUAAGUAAAGAAAUUAAUUUAAUUCCAACUUUUGAAGCUUAUAAUGAUAAUAUGAAAAGAUGUACAUUUGGAAUGUUUGAUUGUAAUCCAGAAUUGGAUAUACCUAUAUGUAUACCUUUUUCUAAUGUUCGAGAUUGUAUAAAAGAUUGCCCUAAUGGAGAAGAUGAACUUUGUGGAAAAAAACAAACAUCUUGUGAUACUUCAAUUAAUUGGGAUAUUUAUGAAUGUGGUAAAUGUAUAGAAGAAGAUAAAGAUGAAGUUUAUUGUAUUGAUAGUAUAUAUAAAAGAUUAUGUAAUGAAUCUUCUACUAUUCAUUGUAUGACAACAAAUAAUUGUAUUCCAUAUCAAUGGUUAAUGGAUGGAUAUGAUGAUUGUGGUGAUGGUAGUGAUGAAGAUGAUAGAUUAAAAGAAAUAAUCUUAAAAAUGGAUUUAAAUGCUACUGUUGGUAGUCAUAUUUUUAAAAAAAAACCAAAUCCAAAAAAAUUAAAAGAAAAAGAAAUAGAAAAAAUAGAUAUUUAUAAAGGUUUUUAUCAAGAUGGUAUUUUUUCUUGUAAUGAAAAUUUAUAUAAAUGUGUUAAUGUAACAGAAUGUAUUGAUAUAUUUAGAGUUCUUGAUGGUAAUGAAGAUUGUUCUGAUGGAUCAGAUGAAAAUUAUUGUAAAAAUUUUUUACCUGGUUGUAAAGAAAAUUGUGCUUUUCGAUCAGAUCAUGUAAAAUUUGUUUGUCAAUGUCAAAAACCAUUAUUACGUAUGUCUAAUGGUGUUUGUGGAGCAAAUGGUUCAAUACCUCCAAUUGACUGCGCUGAUUAUAGAGUUUUUUAUCAAAAUACAUUACCAGGUAUAUAUAAAAUGUCAGCAAGAAACUGGAUGGCCAGUAAUCAACAUGAAAAUAAUUUUGAUGUACUAUGUAAUUUUGCAUUUAUGGGUGGUGGAUGGACAGUUAUUAUGCAAAGAAAUAUUAAUAUUAAUAAUAGUAAAAUAGAAAAUUUUUUAAAUUUUAAUAGAACAUGGAAUCAAUUUGCUUUAGGAUUUGGUGAAAUAAAUAAUGAUAAUGAUGAAUUUUGGUUAGGUAAUGAUAAAAUAUAUUUAUUAACAAAUAGACCAGGUUGUCAACAAGAACUUGGUAUAUUAUUAGAAACAACAACAACAAAAGAAAAAAUAUUUUUAAAAUAUGAAAGUUUUCAAAUUAAAGAUGAAUUUAAUUGUUAUGAAUUAAAACUAGGACCAUUAAUAUAUACAAGUAAUAUAUUUGCAUAUGAUAUUUUAGCACCAUCAAAUGGUGGAAAAUUUUCAACAUAUGACAAAAGAAUAAAUAAAUUUUGUCCACCAAAUUCUAUGAAUCCAUGGUGGUCACAUUCAACUUCAUGUUCAUUAGAUUAUUUAACAGGAUCACCAAAAUCAAAUAUGAUAUAUAAAGGUUUAUCAUGGGGACCAUAUAGAAUAAAAAAAAUUAAAAUGAUGAUAAGAUCUAAACAUUAUCCUUUACAUUCACCAACAGCAGUACCAUUACAAUUUAAUUCAAUAUAUGAAGAUAAUUUUUAUUCAAAAGUUUAG